This is a messenger RNA of Penicillium daleae, 297 nucleotides long. RefSeq lists its product as uncharacterized. The transcript has a single exon. Bases 1 to 297 code for a protein of 98 amino acids. The record is from RefSeq and is a predicted model, not a curated record. Lineage: Eukaryota; Fungi; Ascomycota; Eurotiomycetes; Eurotiales; Aspergillaceae.
AUGGCUGAGUCUAGCACUCGUCCCUCGGUGUCUCUGCCUCAGGGCCAAGUGAUCGGAAUCCAACUUAACGAAUCAUUCCCCUUGGUCGUUGAUGCCUUCUUGGGGGUUCCAUAUGCGCUUCCCCCGUUGGAGAAAGACGGUUUAGGCCGGCAUUCAAGCUCCCAGCAUCUACCGAAACAAUUGAUGCGUCCAAAUAUGGCCCGGCUGCUCCAGGCAAGGCCUUGCUCGCCGGUGGACCAAAACUGGAACAAAAAGAAGACUGCCUCACUGCAAACAUUUUCCGGCCAGCUGGAAUAA